Molecule: messenger RNA, 1698 nt
Organism: Urocitellus parryii (Arctic ground squirrel)
Lineage: Eukaryota; Metazoa; Chordata; Mammalia; Rodentia; Sciuridae
Source: RefSeq, a predicted model, not a curated record
AUGACUGGGGCAGAGAUUGAGACUGGUGCCCAGGCCAAGUCUGAAAAGAAGGCUGGGGAAGAAGUUGUUAGUGGGGCUGAGCGAGAGAAUGAAGUCCCUCUGGUGGUCAGACCCAAGGUUAGGGCCCAGGCCCAGGUAACAACUGGAGCAAGGCCUAAAACUGAAACCAAGUCUGCAUCUGGGGCAAGGCCCAAAACUGAGGCCCAGAAAGUGGCUGGGGCAAGACCCAAAACUGAGGCACAGACAAUGGCUGGGGCUAGGCCCAAGACUGAGACUCAGGCAAUGGCUGGGGCAAGGCCCAAAACUGAUGCCAGGGCAGUAGGUGGUGCCCGUCCUAAAAGUGAGGCCAAAACAGUCUCUGGGGCAAGGCCUAAGGAUGAUGCCCAGGCAUGGGCCCAGACUGAGUUUGGUACUGAGGCAAUGUCACAGGCAGAGGGAGCAUCCCAGACUAAUGCUGUCACCUGGCCAUUGGUCAAUACUGAUUCUGGAUCAGUUACUAAAUCUAAGGGCCUGCCUGUAGAUAGAGAACUGGUCAGUUUGGAUGCUGAAACCUUUCCUGGCAACCAGGGCCAGGCAGGAAUCCAGCCCUGGUUUGGACCAGGGGAGGAGACUAGUAUGGGGUCUUGGUGCUACCCCAGGCCCAGAGCUAGAGAAGAAGCCUCUAAUGAGUCUGGAUUUUGGUCAGCAGAUGAGACCUCUACCGUGUCUUCUUUCUGGGCUGGAGAAGAAGCCAGUAUCAGAUCAUGGCCCAGAGAAGAGGCCAAUACCAGGUCCAGGCACAGAGCUAAACAUCAGACUAACCCCAGGUCCAAGUCUACAUCCAAGCAAGAACCCUAUAUUGAUUCCUGGUCUGGGUCUGAGGAUGAGUCUGGUAACCCAUUCUGCUUUUGGGCUGGAGAAAAUACCAAUAACUUGUUCCGGCCUAGAGUUAGGGAAGAGGCAAAUGUCAGGUCCAAGCUCAGGACAAAGAGAGAGGAUUAUUUUGAAUCUGAGUCUGAAGAUGAAUUCUAUAAAGAGUCCUGGUUUUUGCCUGGAGAAGAGGCCAAUAAUAGAUUCAGGCGCAGAGACAAGGAAGAACCUAAUAACAUCUUGAAAUCCAGGGCCCAGAAAGAUGCUAAAAACAUUGAUAGGGCCAAACAGGAGCCCAGGUUUGAGGAAGAUGUCAUUAUUGGGUCCUGGUUCUGGGCAGAAAAAGAGGCCAGUUUGGAGGCUGGAGCUUCAGCAAUCUGUGAAUCUGAGCCAGGAGCUGAGGAGGGGGCCAUUGGUGGAUCAUUGUUCUGGGCUGAGGAAAAGUCCAGUUUGGGGGCUGUGGCCAGAGAAGAGACCAGGCCUGAGUCUGAAGAAGAGGCCAUAUUUGGGUCGUGGUUCUGGGAUAGAGAUGAGGCCUGCUUUGACCUAAAUCCCAGUCCUGUAUACAAGGCCAAUUGCAGGUACAGAGAUCCUGCUGAGGAUGAGCUUAAUGCAUCAUCUAGGCCUCAAACUUGGGAAGAAGUCACUGUUGAAUUCAAACCUGGUCCUUGUCAUGGGGUUGGCUUCCCAUCCACAAGUCCCUUUAGAAUUCCUGAAGGGUCUUCUGAAAUGAAUGAGGCAAAGUCCAAGAAUGUGGAACUUGGCCCAGAAGGGGAAGAGCAGGAAUCUUUGCUUCAAUCUGAUCGGGCUGAACCUGAGUUCCCAUUUCAGUAUGAUCCCUCCUACCGG